This is a messenger RNA of Manduca sexta (tobacco hornworm), 1596 nucleotides long. RefSeq lists its product as uncharacterized. Gene Ontology annotation, biological process: positive regulation of transcription by RNA polymerase II; cytokine production. The transcript has 2 exons. Lineage: Eukaryota; Metazoa; Arthropoda; Insecta; Lepidoptera; Sphingidae. Bases 285 to 1571 code for a protein of 428 amino acids. The record is from RefSeq and is a predicted model, not a curated record.
UAUCUGUCUCUUUGGCUAAAUGCAACUUAGUGCAGAGUCGUAAAGAAAAAAAUAUCGGUUGUCAUUUCUGAGUCGUUGUCGAAAAAAGUGAAAUCACUUCUUGUUAUUGUUUUGAGAUCACAUUCUAAGCAAAGAAUAUUACUUAUUCUAUGGCAUUGACAUUUUAUGGUACAUUAUUUACUCUAUGAUCGCUAAUGUCAAACUUUUAUUCAGAGAUUCAAGUUAUGUAUGUUUUCAAAUUUAUUUUAUGUUUAAAGUGGCGAAAAACUUAUUAAAAGUAAAACAUGUCCUCGGAUUCGGAUGACGAUAGCUACAGUAAAAUUGCUCAAAAACUACAAUCCAUGAAAAGCGACUAUCAAGAUAAAUCAAAGCCGAUAAAUUUAUUAGAAGACAGUUUUGAUAUAACAGAGAACUUAACUACCGAUAACAAAUUCCCUAAGAUAGAUUUAGAACAAACAAAGUUCAAUGUAGAUAAACAGACUAAAGAGUUAACAUUAGACAGCAUUAUUGAACAGAACAGCGGUAAAAAUAAAACAAGAGGUCGGGGAAGAGGACGUGGCCGCGGCCGCGGACGCAAGCGGAAAAGUGAAGAUGAUGAAGCGGUCACCCCUGGUGAGUCAAUAGACAGGGGGAGGCACAGGACCAGCAAACGGUUAUCACAAGAUAGAGCUAGACUCGUGGCGCACGUGGACGAAGUGAUUAGUGAGUUAUCAAAAGUGACCAGUGUUGACGACACAUUCACCAGCCCGGCACGAGGGAGCGCUCCGUCGCGUAAGCGCGGGCGGGCCGCAGGCAGAAGCCCAGCACGAGGACGGGGGUCAGGAAGCAGCUCAAGGCGGGGGUGUGUGGGGACACCGGCCCGCAACGGUCGCCGAGGGAAGAGAAGACACAGGCCAAGUCAGUCUAACUCAGCCGUCUUUAACUUCUUCCACUACAACAUAGGGAACACUGAAGAGUAUGAAGACUUGUCUGAACAACAAGAUCUAUUCUCAUCAGAUGCUGGUAAAGUUAUUGUAUUGGACGAUGACACAAAUAAUGAAAAUGUGAAUGACCCCUUAGAUGAAAAUGAAGAGCUUAAUGUAAAAGUGUACUGGCAGAGUUCUGAGAUAUACAAAUUCACAAUAAGACAGUACCAAAAGUUCACACAAAUGUAUGAUUACUUUGCAACAAAGGAGAAUGUUGGUAAAGAGAAGUUGUUGUUUACGUAUAAUGAUAAAAUACUGAGUGCAGAUGAUACUCCAGAUACCAUUAAUUAUAACAUUUGCAAAUUUAUUGAUGGUGGCAUUGUUAACCAAAGUCUUAGUUCACUGAAGAAACAACAGAAGCAGGUCGUUGUAGUGAACGGCAUCAAACUGAAGUUCCAGUGCCAGAAUGUGCGGAAACCAUGCGAGAUUGUCACCGAGGCCAAUGAUAAACUGUCUUUAGCAUUUAUGAAGUGUGCCGAGCACUUUGAGAAACCAAUAGACAAGUUAAAAUUUUAUUUUGAUGGUGAUUUAAUAUCAGGUAAAAAUACCCCGAAAGACUUGGAGCUGGAAGGCGGCGAAUGUAUUGACGUUGUAUUUAUUAGCUAAUGAUAAUUAUAUUUAAUUUUUAUAU